AUGUCCAUGAAUUGCUACGCCUAUCAGAAGUGCUACAAUCCCUACGAGGUGCUCGACGAACAGAAAGAGGCGAUCCGUCGCUCCGUGGCCGCCGCCUGCCGCAUCCUGGCCAAGCUGGACACCGACAGAAGUUACUACGAGCUACUGAGUUACUACGGCACUUGUGCCGAGGAGCGUCCCAUUGUGCUGGUGGGCCAAGGCGUGACGUACGAUGCUGGAGGAUUGUGCCUGAAAGAGAAACAUGAGCUCUUCCAUAUGCGUGGGGACAUGACCGGGGCCGCCGUUGUGGUGGCCUGUUGUCGAGCUGUGGCUGGCCUGCGUUUACCGGUCAACAUUCGCGGCCUGAUACCUCUUUGUGAAAACGUAGUGGGCUGCAAUUCGGUCCGUCCUGGGGACAUGGUCAAGUCCAUGAACGGCAAGACCAUCGAGAUCCAGUGCACCGAUCACGAGGAUGUACUGGUCCUGGCAGACGCCCUGCUGUAUGCGCAAAACUUCUGUCCCAAGUGCAUCAUUGACGUCGGCACCUGCUCGGGCUACAUGCGCCAGGCCCUGGAUGAGUCGGCUGCGGGGGUCUUUACCAACUCGGAGAUCCUGUGGCAGCAGAUCAAGCACGCCAGCAUGCACACCGGAGAUCGCGUGUGGCGCUUCCCAUUGUGGAAAUAUUACAGCAAGGCCGUGCGUGCCGGGGGACGCAGCGAUGUGCAGAACUACGGCAUUGACCGAGGUGGACGUCCCUGCAAGGCCGCUGCCUUUCUCCGUGAGUUUGUGCCCUGCGGCCAGUGGAUGCAUAUUGAUGCUACAAAUGUGAUGGUGACAAAGGGCUUCGAAUACGAGUAUCUGCGCAAAGGAAUGGCCGGCCGCCCGACCCGAACACUGGUGGAGUUUAUUGCUCAGACGAUUUGCAAGGAUACGGCCCCACGUUUGGCCAAGUAA
Molecule: messenger RNA, 933 nt
Organism: Drosophila miranda
Lineage: Eukaryota; Metazoa; Arthropoda; Insecta; Diptera; Drosophilidae
Product: cytosol aminopeptidase-like
Exons: 4
Coding region: 1-933 (310 amino acids)
Biological process (GO): proteolysis
Cellular component (GO): cytoplasm
Molecular function (GO): manganese ion binding; metalloaminopeptidase activity
Source: RefSeq, a predicted model, not a curated record